AGGAGGGGGUCGAAGGGCGGGGGCCGGAGACGGCGGAGGCGGCGCAGGAGGCGCCAUCGUGGGCGGCCGCGCGUCACUGCCGCCUGCGCGAGCGCGCACUGGUGGCGCCCGCCCCCCUGUCCCCCCCCCCACCUCCUCCUCCGCUCCCCCCCGCGACGGCCCCCGCACACCGCUCGGACCGCGCCGGAGACGCGGUGGCGCGGAGAGGCUACCCAGCGGCCCUCUGUGAUGGUGCCGAAGCUGACGCAGCCGCCAUCACCGCCGUCGUCGUGGUUGGAGGAGGAUGAAGUAAAUGCGGUGGCCGGCACUAUCGCCUUCACCAGGGCAUCCGGCAGGGGCGACGGCGCCGAAGCGGCGGUGCUCGGCACGCGGAGUCACAAGCGGCGCCGGGAAUCGGCGUCGCCACACGACAAGAGGAAGAAAUGCCGGCGCAACGAACUUCAGCUGCUGUCCAUGGCCGACACGCGCAACGGGCGUGUGUGGCGCGAUUUCCUCGACUCGGUGGAGACAGUGGCAGCCGUGCCGGCGCCACGUCCGGAUGCAGACAUCGUCAGGGCGGCGCGGGGGCGACGGCACGACUCCGCGGAAACCGGUGGGGGGGUUGGGGAAACCGUGGCGGUGAAGAGGGGUGUGGGAGGACCCCCCUCUCCCCCGGCAUCGCCAGUGCCAAACGACGACUCGGACGAAGACGCAGGCGCCCGCGGUGACUUUAGCUCUGACGAGGAGGAGGGGGAGUUUGAGGAUGAUUAUGACGAGUUGGGCGACUACGAUGAGGACGAUGAGGAGGAGGAUGUGGAGGCGCUGCUCGCCCGCUGGAUUCCCGCCGAUUGCGCACGGCGCCUGCGGGCGCUCACGGAGCGCUACCACAACAUGGCGGCUGGGUGGGUCGCUGUGGGGACGGCGCCGGCCCAUCCGCCGUCCGCCAGUCGAGCCCACGGCGCCGGCGCAGAGGCCGAGCACGAGCCGGGCACCGCCACCCCACCGAGCCACGCCGCCGGCGCGUGCGUGUGCGCGUGUGGCGAUGGUGACACGGGGGCAGCGGCGAGCGGUGCGGUGGACGGAGUGGCGAGCGGCCUGCCAUGCGUGAACGGCGCAUGCGAAGCGAACGGUGCCGAGGCGAGCGUGGGGAGCGAGUGCGGCGCGAUCAUCGACGGCGCGUGCGACGAUGAUGACGACGACGACCCCGCGUGCGGCGCGAGCGACUCGGGGGGCAUGAGCGCGGUGAGCAGCGCCGGUAGCUCGUGCGGCGUAGACGGCGUGGUUUGGUCAACUCGUGGCCCUGGCGCCGUGCGUCUCCUCUUCAGCCGGCCGCUUCGCGUGUCGGAUGUCCGCCGCUGGUUCCUGGAGCCGACCACGACAACGACCGCCGCUGGUGGCGACGGCGGCAGCAGCAGCAGCAGUUCUGGCAGCACCGGCAGCUACGUGAGGCUGAGCAGGACCAGCUCCGAGAAUGCGACCACCCGGCUGGACCGGGGAGUGAAAGGGGGCUCGGCGCGCUACCACCAGGGCCGACAGGGAUCGGCACGGGCCCUGCGCAGGCCUCGACGGGAUGAGGGGCAGGGGAGUCCCCGGCGUCGCCCGGCUGGCACCCGUGACAGCGCCGACGACCGCGUCGGGAAACACCUCAAGAAGUUCGCCGACAACGAGCCCACGCGCCGGGCCGGGGCGGUGGUGGGGACAGGGGGGGGAGCUGUGCGGGCUAGAGGGGGGGGUCAGGUGGCACCGCCCCCCACGGCAGAGGUAGCGACGAGGAGGGCGGUGGAGGUGGUGGCAGCGGCGGCAGCGAGGAGGAGGAGGAGGAGGAGGGGCGAGGAGGAGAGUUCGCGAAUCCUCCGCAAGUACCAGCACAUGAGGGGCAAGGGCCUCCCCAGGAGGGGAGGCCAUCGCCACGGGAACGAGGAGCAGGAGGAGGGGGCGGACUCAACAAGGAGGCGACUGCGGACGACAACGACGAUGGGGAAAGUCGAUCACGAGGAGGAGGAGGCUGCGCCGGCGGCGCGAGGAGGAACCGGCAGCGACAGCGGCGGCGAUGUCGCCGCUAACCGUGGAGGCGACGUCGCCGCCGUGGGGCCCACCGAGAUGAGAAGAACGCGUCGGGCACCGGCGAAUGCCGGGGUCGUCGUCAUCACCGGCACCCGGGAAGGACUGCGUGGCGCUGAGACAGCGGCGCCUAAGCGCCGAGAGAUGCCAGCAAAGGCCACGGAGAUGGCCGUGCCUGCGGCAGCGAGGGGCGGCAUUGGUGGCGGCAUUUGCGGCGACGAUGAUCGUCAAACUGUGAAGUUGGCAGGGCCCGCGAUGGCCACGAGACACGCCGGGAGGAAUGCUUCGCCAGGCGGUGAGAGGAUGGCUCGCACGAGGGCCCAUGGCGCCAUCGAGGAGGCGGAGACGGUCCGGCACGGGGCGCCAGGGGCGGGGUUGGUGCGACGCUGCGGGAAGUCGGGCGUAGACCGAGGGGUGAGCGGGGGGGGCAGCGGCGGCGGCGGCACCAAAACGCAGCAGGGGGAUGCCGCCAAAACCGCACGGGAUGCUGAGAAAGCCACAAAGCACGGUGGUGGAAGGCAGCGUGGCUGGGAGGAACCCUUUGGGGAGUGUGAGAUAUCGCCGCGCAGGCUCACGCGCAAGAGGAAGGCCGAGGAGGAGAUGUUGGCGGCCCACGCUGGCCGUGCUGUCCUCCGCAGGGGGCGGUAAGCUGGCACCGCUCGGUGACAAGAGACUCGCCGGUGGACACGCCGGUGGACACGGUGCACACAGUGGAUGCGGUGGACAAGGUGGAUGCGUGGCAUCCAUGGCCGCGUGGAGAAGACCCGCCGGUUGAUUUCCUCACCUGUCUUGCCGUGAAACGGAACUCAGCCCGGGUCACUGUGUGCAAGUCACGUCGGUGCCGCGAUUCAGUUGUUUUCUAUUUAUGAACUCCGGGCUGCACUGUAAUAACCGCGCUGUGCCGUACGUUUCUAAUUGUAUUAAGAAGCACAGAUGAGAGAGGUCAAGCUACAA
Messenger RNA from Petromyzon marinus (sea lamprey), 2994 nucleotides. Lineage: Eukaryota; Metazoa; Chordata; Hyperoartia; Petromyzontiformes; Petromyzontidae. The record is from RefSeq and is a predicted model, not a curated record.